Molecule: messenger RNA, 474 nt
Organism: Thermothelomyces thermophilus ATCC 42464
Lineage: Eukaryota; Fungi; Ascomycota; Sordariomycetes; Sordariales; Chaetomiaceae
Exons: 1
Coding region: 1-474 (157 amino acids)
Source: RefSeq, a predicted model, not a curated record
AUGGCCCCGGAGAAACAUCUUGUCUUCCUCUCUCCCCAGACUCGACAUUCCCAACACCCCAACCUUGAAGACACUCUGGCAUCCCACUUCCCCAUUUCACAGGCCUCGUCCCUCUCGUCGACUCGCAACAACCCAAGAGCAGCGCACGCCUCACAUUCUACAAGAUCCAGUUCCUCACCCCGAUCCGUCACCAUGGUCAGGUGCAACAAGUGCGGCAAAGACGAGACCGAGUACGCCGUCCUCGUCGAUACCUUGGUCGCCUGCACCUCCCAAGGCUGUGUCCGCGGUUACAAGAAAUGCAAUAGCUGCACCUAUCUCAACGGGUACAUGGUCAAGUGCUGUGCUUCCAGCGACUGCGCGGGCACGGGCAAGAGGGAAUGUGUGUCCUGCAGUGGCACGGGCACAAAGAUCGUCAAGAUUGCGUGCUCCGGAAAACACAGGAAGCGGACGCCGCCCCCGGGAGGCUAUUCUUAA